Molecule: messenger RNA, 3119 nt
Organism: Manis javanica (Malayan pangolin)
Lineage: Eukaryota; Metazoa; Chordata; Mammalia; Pholidota; Manidae
Gene: GJA3
Product: gap junction protein alpha 3
Biological process (GO): cell-cell signaling; visual perception
Cellular component (GO): gap junction; connexin complex
Molecular function (GO): gap junction channel activity
Source: RefSeq, a predicted model, not a curated record
CACACAUACUCCUCCAGAAGUUCUACAAGGGGGAAGAUAUUUUAGAAGCUUUAGUUUCUUUCUCCUUGAAAUAACCUUAAAUUCAGACCUCAACUGAACAGGUAAACUCUCCAGGGCAGACAGAUUGCUAGCCAGAAUAGGUCUAAGCUCUAACAAAGGCAAGGAACGCAAGCCGCUGCAUGGAGUCUGACAGCAACCAGACUCCAGUGUAACCACAGUCCUUUAAUAGAUGCACCACUCCUAAAAGGAAUUCCAAGAUCAUCUGCAGCUUUCAGAAUGGUCAACGAAAUUCGGUCAGCUAAUAUUCACAGGGCUUUGGGAACCCAAAAGCAAAUCCAGAGUAGCCGGGAGGGCACACAGGGCCCUCUAACCUGAACGGAGACAGAAGACGGGAUUCCGUGCUGCUCAGAGGCCCUCUGCAGCAGGCGUCCCUUCCUUGUACGCGACACAGCUCUGACCAGGAGCCAAGCCGGUCAGCCGCGCCCUAGCAUCUCGUCACUAGGACCUGCGGGGAUUCCUCUCCUGUUCCCUCAGGCAGGGCCAAGUCUCAAGUGCACUGAAACAAGUCUUUAAAAAAAAAAAAAAGAAACCCAGUGACUGCCGGCUAGUGGGAGUGCGUCUGAUGGGAACCAGGCGCGCGGCCGCUAUUUAUAGCCGCCUGGUGGCUCUUCCGGGGCUCUCCGGCAGGCUAUGGGAGGACCCCUGCCCGGCCGCCCCGGUCCGCCCCGCAGGCCGUCCGGAGCCCGCGUGCCUGACCCGGGAAACUCCGAGCCGGGGCCGCCCGAGGGCAGCGCGGGGAGCGCGCGCCUGGGGCGCCCCAGGAAGGGCAGGGCGGGGCCGCGCGGCGCCUGUUUCAAGAGCCCCGUCCCGCGAAAGUGCGCGGAGCCCGGAGCGGUCCUCUGGGGGCGCGGCUGCAGGUGGGUCAUCUGGAGCGAUGGGCGACUGGAGCUUCCUGGGGAGACUGCUAGAGAAUGCCCAAGAGCACUCCACGGUCAUCGGCAAAGUGUGGCUGACCGUGCUGUUCAUCUUCCGCAUCCUGGUGCUGGGCGCGGCGGCCGAGGAGGUGUGGGGGGACGAGCAGUCGGACUUCACGUGCAACACGCAGCAGCCGGGCUGCGAGAACGUGUGCUACGACAGGGCCUUCCCCAUCUCCCACAUCCGCUUCUGGGUGCUGCAGAUCGUCUUCGUGUCCACACCCACCCUCGUCUACCUGGGCCACGUGCUGCACCUCGUGCGCGUAGACGAAAAGAAGAAGGACGGGGAGCAGGCGCCGCCGAGCCGCGAUCCGGACCUGCCAGGGCGCGCCGACCGCCGCAAGGUGCGCCUGGCCGGGGCCCUGCUGCGCACCUACGUGUUCAACGUCAUCUUCAGGACGCUGCUGGAGGUGGGCUUCAUCGCCGGCCAGUACCUCCUGUACGGCCUCGAGCUGAAGCCGCUGUACCGCUGUGAUCGCUGGCCCUGCCCCAACACGGUGGACUGCUUCAUCUCGCGGCCCACUGAGAAGACCAUCUUCAUCGUCUUCAUGCUGGCCGUGGCCUGCCUGUCCCUCCUGCUCAACAUGCUGGAGAUCUACCACCUGGGCUGGAAGAAGCUUAAGCAGGGAGUGACCAGCCACCGCGGCGCGGACACCCCAGAGCCCAGGGCGGGGGCCGCAAAGCCCGGCGGCGGGAGCCCCCUCCUCCCGCCGCCGCCCUGCGCCGCGCCCGCCGUCCCCGUCGAGUUCCCGCCCCUCUACCCUCGGCGCCCCCCCUCGCUGGGGCAGGCAACGGCCUCGGGCUGUGCGGGGGCCUCUACGCCCGCAGCGCAAGACGAGGGCCCCCCGGCCCCGUCCUACCACCUGCUAAUGGCUGAGCAGAACUGGGCCGACCCGGAGGCCGAGCAGCGGGCGUCCGCCUCGGCGUCCCCGAGCCCGGCAGGCAGCGGCCCGCAGCGACCCAAGGGGGGCGCGGCCGGAGGCCCCGAGCCCGCCCCUCCGGGAGCCCGGACCGGCCGCAGUCUGGACGGGACUCCCGCCUCGACGGCGACCAGCUCGCCCGCUUUGCCCCUCGCAGACCCCGGGCGGGCCAGCGGGGCCAGCGGCGGUCGGGCCAGACCGACGGACUUGGCCGUCUAGGGUUGGUCUCCAGACAGCGUUGUAAUAACCGUUUUUCUAGCAACAAAGUGCAGUUGAAAUCAGCAGGUAGAGAGGCCUCUGGGGAGAGAGCGAGCCCGGGAGCGGGAGGAGGGGGACCCGCAGGGUGGCCGCGGCAUCGCGCGGGGUGGAGCGGGGCAGCGGGCGGGUUGGCGCCUCCCACGUGCGGCGGGCAGCGCGGGCGCAGCGGCCCCGGUUCACAGCGGCCGGGAGCCCGGAACCUGGGCCGCGCUAGCGGUGCUGGUGCGUGAGGCGGCUAGUGUCUGCCGUCGCCGCAGUUCGGGGGCAAGUAGGCUUUCCGUUCCUGAGCUCUCCAGGACCUCUGGGCGGUCCAGAAAGUCAUAGACGCACUUAGCCCUAUCUCUGUUUGAUACUUUUAACUUAGAGUUGAAUUUCACUUGGGAUAUUUGCCAAACUGGACUAAAAAAAGAUUUAGAGCUAGUCCAUAGAGUGUCAUCUGGGUUUCUGGAAUUGCGUGUGAAGCCCAGGAUAUCACACUGCAGGCUUCGUGACAGUGACGGUGGGCAGCUGCCCUCCAGAGGCGGGGGGCUCAGCACGAGAGCCAGACGUAGCUGGUAGGAAAGCCACUGGAAAUGCAGCAACACUUACGGUAUUUUAAACAACUGAGGAAAUUGAGAUACAAGUGUGGCAGGUAUGCCUUGGGUGUUUAGUUUUUAAGUGGUAUCUUCUGCUUUGGUCUGAUUUGUUACAGGCGUGCCUAUCUGCCCCCAUCUUCUGUUUUUAAGGAGAAAUGAAAGACUAUUACAAUGAUACUGACCAAGAGAAUGUUGAUUUGUCUCACCACAUACUACUGAAGAUUUGAAAUUUCUUUUAAAAGAAAUUCUCCUACCUAAUGGGUUGGCUAAUUACUAUAAGAACAUACUAGAUAAAAUAAAAACAGGGAAAUUUUAAGUACAUUUCAAACACUUGAAGUUGUGAGGUUUUUGGAUGGGAGGCUAAAAGUUUGCUACUAUCACCAGAAAAAUUA